AUGUCCGACGUUACAGCCGGUGGUGCUACUGUCUUCCCAUCUCUCAACGUUUUUGUACAACCUGUAAAGUGCAGCGCUGUCUUUUGGCACAACCUACUGGCCAGUGGUCAGCCCGACACGCGCAUGGUGCACGCUGGAUGUCCGGUGCUCAUGGGUGACAAGUGGGUGUCCAAUAAAUGGAUUAGAGAAUCUUGCCAGGUGUUCCGCUCUCCCUGUGUGAAGACAGCCUGGUGAUUUUUAGUGGCAGUUAAACAUACAUGUAACUGUCUGUCUGUCUGUCUGUCUGUCUGUCUGUCUGUCUGUCUGUCUGUCUGUCUGUCUGUCUGUCUGUCUGUCUGUCUGUUACAAUUUAUCAGCUUAAGAAAGUUUGCUUUAAUUUUGCUAUCCUGUUAAUUUCAUAGCGCUGUGUCCUUAACUUUCCAUGAGAUGUAACGCUUUCUGGUGCAAUUACUAACUACACAGCAUGCUUCACUUUAUGAACAUGAUACUGUAAGCUAUCUAUUCUUGCUCUUGUUCUUGUUCUUAGUCUCGUUCUUGUUCUUUGUCUUCUUCUUUUGUC
Aplysia californica (California sea hare) is the source of this 559-nucleotide messenger RNA. Its product is annotated as prolyl 4-hydroxylase subunit alpha-1. Gene Ontology annotation, molecular function: procollagen-proline 4-dioxygenase activity. Gene Ontology annotation, cellular component: endoplasmic reticulum. Gene Ontology annotation, biological process: peptidyl-proline hydroxylation to 4-hydroxy-L-proline. Lineage: Eukaryota; Metazoa; Mollusca; Gastropoda; Aplysiida; Aplysiidae. The record is from RefSeq and is a predicted model, not a curated record.